Messenger RNA from Lathyrus oleraceus (garden pea), 522 nucleotides. Its product is annotated as secreted RxLR effector protein 161-like. The record is from RefSeq and is a predicted model, not a curated record. Lineage: Eukaryota; Viridiplantae; Streptophyta; Magnoliopsida; Fabales; Fabaceae. The coding region runs from base 1 to 522 and encodes 173 amino acids. The transcript has a single exon.
AUGGAUGACACUAUCUUCAUUUCUCAAAGCAAAUAUGCAAAGAAUAUAUUUAAGAAGUUUGGGAUGGAAAAUGCUAGUCAUAAAAGUAUACCUGCACCAACUCAUUUGAAAGUGACUAAAGAUGAAAAAGGUGUAAAUAUGGAUCAAAGUCUAUACAGGAGUAUGAUUGGUAGUUUGCUUUAUCUUAUAGAUAGCAGACCUGACAUUACAUUUGCUGUCAGAGUUUGUGCUAGAUAUCAAUCUGAACCCAAAAUGAGUCAUAUUACUCAAGUAAAAAGGAUUCUGAAGUCUAUCAGUCGAACUAAUGAAUAUGGAAUGUUCUAUUCUCACAAUGCAAACUCCUUGCUUACAGGAUACUAUGAUGCAUAUUGGGCAGGCAGUGUUAAUGAUAGAAAAAACACUUAUGGAGGAUGUUUCUUCUUGGGAAAUAAUCUUAUAUCUUGGUUUAGUAAGAAGCAAAAUAAUGUGUCCUUAUCUACAACUGAGGCUGAAUAUAUUGCAGCAGGAAGUAGUUGCUCUUAA